Aegilops tauschii subsp. strangulata is the source of this 1047-nucleotide messenger RNA. Its product is annotated as BTB/POZ and MATH domain-containing protein 1-like. Gene Ontology annotation, molecular function: protein binding. NCBI's taxonomy places the organism in Eukaryota, Viridiplantae, Streptophyta, Magnoliopsida, Poales, Poaceae. Gene Ontology annotation, biological process: protein ubiquitination. The record is from RefSeq and is a predicted model, not a curated record.
AUGUCGGAUUCCACCGGUGCCGCGGAGUUCGAGCUCAACUACUUGUCGAUCGAUCAGUACCCAUGCGACCACGUUUUCCACUCCGACAUCUUCUCCGCCGGAGGGUACGAAUGGCGGAUAGCCUGCUACCCGAACGACGUCGGAAGCUUCGUGUCCGUGUUCCUCGAGCUCAUGGACGAAGCCAAGAACGUCACGGCCAUCUUCGACGCCGCCAUUACGGGCAACGACCAGCUGGCGGCGGGGGCGUCACGCUUCUUGUGGCACAGGCGGGCCGUGCAUGUCUUCGGCUUCAGUAACUCACCUGAGGACGACCACCGCGAUAAUGACUUCUGGGGGUUCGAUCAGUUCGUCCACCAGAGAGAUCUCCACAACUACGACGCGAGGAGCAAUGGGCGCGUCACGGUCAGGUGCUCGGUCUUGGUUGUCGACGACGGCAAGCGCCUCCCAAUGAAAAAGGGGAUAGCCGUGCCGCCGUCGGACAUAGGAGAUGAUCUCGGCGGCCUGCUGGACUCCGCCGCACUGACGGACGUGUCGUUCGUCGUGGGCGACGACCAGGCGGCGCCGCUGCGCGCCCACCGUUCUGUUCUCGCCGCCCGCUCGCGGGUCUUCAAGGCGAUGUUCAGCGGCCCGAUGCUGGAGGCCACCUCGCCGUCGUCGCCCGUCACGGUGCGCGACAUGGACCCCGAGACGUUCAUGGCGAUGCUCCGCUUCAUAUACACGGACGACCUUCCCGCCGGUCUUGGAGGCGACCCCGGCGAGGACGAGGCGCUCCGGUCCCUUCUUGCCGCGGCGGACCGGUACGCCCUGAACCGGCUGAAGCUUCUGUGCGCCCGGAGGCUGCUGGACAACGUGUCGGUGGACACGGUCGCCGCCGUGUUGGACUGUGCCGACACGUACAACUGCCCGGAGCUGAAGACAGAGUGCAUCAACUUCGUGGCGGCGGAUGGGAAUUUCAAGAAGGUCGCGCUCACGGAUGGUUUCUUGGAGUUGAUGACGAGAUCCCCCUCAAUACUUGCUGAAAUUAGAAACAGGCUUGGGAGGCCGUAA